AUGUCUUCAAAUAAAAUGCGUCUGGAGCAAAGGAAGCAUACUAGUUUAUUAUCUGAACUGAAAACUGUUCUGUCAACAACUGACAAGAAAAUAGAAGUGGGCAAAUCUAUAUUCAGACAACUCCUGAUUAAAAAUCCUCACUUCAUGAAAAUGUACAAACCAAUUCAGUCAGUGACGUUACCACAAGCAUUAAAUUCAGACUACCUUACCACUAUGGCUAUACGUUAUGUGGACAGUAUAGUGGAUAUUGUGGAGAAUUUCAACGAUGAAGAGAAUUUACAACAAAAGAUUAAAUAUCUAGCUGGUAAACAUACAAACUGUGGAUUAACAGUAGCGCAUUUUGUAUCAAUUUUGCCUAUAUUCACGGAUAGUAUUGUAUCUUAUUUGAAGAUUGAUGAUAAUAAAGAAAGUAUGCAAUUUAUAUUAUCAACUGUAUUUCCAAUGAUUGGGAAACGCCUAUAA
This is a messenger RNA of Trichobilharzia regenti, 462 nucleotides long. The record is from the annotation of a GenBank genome assembly. NCBI's taxonomy places the organism in Eukaryota, Metazoa, Platyhelminthes, Trematoda, Strigeidida, Schistosomatidae.